Molecule: messenger RNA, 3218 nt
Organism: Athalia rosae (coleseed sawfly)
Lineage: Eukaryota; Metazoa; Arthropoda; Insecta; Hymenoptera; Athaliidae
Gene: Wdfy2
Product: WD repeat and FYVE domain-containing protein 2
Exons: 7
Coding region: 129-1355 (408 amino acids)
Molecular function (GO): protein binding; metal ion binding
Source: RefSeq, a predicted model, not a curated record
AUUUGAGCUGUCGUUACAGACGUCGACAUAGGCCGUGGAAGUCAGAGAUUAUCCCAUACUCUUUGGUGGAAGUCUGACAACUGUCAAAUGAUAAUCACACAGGCGAGGUUACGAUAUUAAAAAUUGAAAUGGCAGCUGAAAUUAAGCCAGCACCGGGUGUAAACAACGAAAGAUUCAGCACGACAAGAAAACCAAUUUUACUAUCAAAAUUAGAAGGGUGUAAUGACGACAUUAACGGAGCGAUAAUAAUUCCCAGAGAAGAUGGUGUUAUCAGUAUUUGCGAUGACAGAACUGUCAGAGUAUGGCUGAAACGUGAUUCUGGGCAAUAUUGGCCCAGCGUAUGUCAGUACAUGGGUGCAGCAGCAACAGCGAUGCAUUAUUGCGCGGAAACAAGACAACUAUUUGUGGGAUUAGAAAAUGGUGCUAUAAACGAGUUCAUGUUGGAAACUGAUUACAACCGCAUGACUCCGAUGAGGGAGUGCCUCUCUCAUCAGGGACGAGUAACUGGCAUUAUUUUUGCUUUAAAUUGUGAAUGGGUACUUAGUAUUGGACGGGAUAAGCUCUUCCAGUUUCAUUCCUCACAGUCCGGACAAAGACUCGGCUCAUUUCAAACAGAUGCUUGGGUCACCGCAUUGCAAUUUGCAUCGCUAACUAAACAUGCUUUUGUUGGAGAUUAUUCGGGACAAAUAUCAAUGCUUAAGUUAGAAAGCACUGGGGCCAGUUUAAUCACGACUUUGAAAGGGCAUACUGGAAGUAUUCGCACACUGGCGUGGAAUUCUGAGAAGGAUUUAUUGUUUUCUGGGAGCUUUGAUCAAAGUGUCAUAGUUUGGGACAUUGGCGGUUGCCAAGGCACUGCAUACGAACUUCAAGGCCAUCAUAAUCGAGUAACGGCUUUGUGCUAUUCGGGUGCCGAGAAAUUACUGCUUUCGGCAGGAGAAGAUGCUGCCAUAGUAGUUUGGGACAUGUCCGCCAAUAGGAAAGAAACUCCCGUCUGGGUUGAGUCUGACACAUGCCAGUCCUGCGGACGUCCAUUCUUUUGGAAUAUCAAAGCAAUGAUGGAUCAAAGACAACUUGGCUUGAGGCAACAUCACUGUCGCCAUUGUGGGCAGGCCUUAUGUGCUCGUUGCACGACUCAACGCAUACCAAUUCCGUCAAUGGGAUUUGAAUUUGAAGUGAGAGUCUGUGAUCCUUGUUACACCCAACUUAAAGCAGCUAACCAAACGUCAUUGGCCUCUUUUCAUGAUGCCAAACACAGUGUAGUUGGAAUGGACUUAGAUGCGCCUCGUCGCAGACUGCUGACUGUUGGACAAGAUCGGGUCAUCAAAAUCUGGGAUGUCAGCGCUCUCCUUCAAUAAAUUUUUCUCCAAAAUAUGUAAUACACAUAUGUAAAAACGUUAAUUCAUUAGUUUGAUUCAAAUAAUGUGGAAUGACCAGGCCGCAGGUGGAGUAACAUCGAAUGGUAAAUACGCCUUUCAAAAGUUCCAUACUAUACCCAUUCAAUUGAGUUGCUACGCGCAGUUGGUUUUUUUUUCCGAGAAAUAUGGCAAUCGAAAAAUAAUCUCAUCAUUUUUAAAAAGCUAUUUCUGAUGAAUACCACUGUUGGGUGCAUCAUUUGUUCUAUUAUCUUUUCCCCGCAAGCAUGUAUCAUAUUGCGUAAUUUUUAGUGUUAUUUGUCAAUUAUUGCCAACUUCUCUCAUAUUAAUCAGCAGUAAUAUUGAAAAUGUUUAUAUUCGAAGCAUUGUAGUUAUUGAGAUAAGAUUGCAAACGUAAUUUGAGUAAUUUAAUAAUUAAGGUCUGGCGAUAAACGAAGAUAGUAGAAACAGAACAACCGAUUUUACUGUCAGAGAAAAUUAACGGAGACUGUUGAUCUGAUAACUCUUGAUCAUCGACGUGUUCAUCGAAUUUCCUUGUAUAUUCAGUAGUUUUACCAACAUAGCUCAAUGCAACGAAAGCAUAAACAUACUGUGCGUUUCAUAGUCGAUAGCACAGCUCGGGCUUGAUGCAAUUAUCAACCUCGAUCUUAUCUGUACCCUUGGUAUUGAAUCUGCCUUGUGAGUUGCUGGUGAAAUUGCAGCAGACUCUUAACUUUACUUUUGCUGAGACUAAGUUUAUAUUUUUAAACAAAUUGGCUUAUGUCUGUGAACAUAUUUCAUGGCGCAUACUAAAUUUUGAUAGUGCUGUUUUUUUUUCAUCAUCCCAGUGAAUGAGGCCUGGACCAAUUCUGAUACCGUUAAUAUGAAAUCGAAUUCAGAAAUGUUAUACCUAUUCACUAAGCAGGGACCAGGUGGUGAAAUUAUCAUGUUGGUUAUACAACGAUGUAAUGAAGUAUUCAAAGUCAAGAGUGACUCUGCUUCACGCUGGAGUAGAGAUGUGAAAAGAUUUUUGAUAUAGGUAGUAUGAGCCAAAUGCAAUUGUAUAUUAGAUAAUGUCCAUUUGGAAUUAUGGCCGAUAGUUGAAUGCCGCUUACGACUAGUCAGAGCAUCAUAUGGAUUAUAUGGCAGAAUAAUACAGUGUUUUUUUUUUCAGCUGUCAUGUUGUGGCGUGUAUAUACAAAAAAAUUUCAACGUCACAGGCCAACAGAUAGUUUUGAUGAAACUCCACGCUUUCUGUAAUAAAACCUGAUUUAUUUUUGCAGUAACUUUAUAGUACGGUUCAGAAAUUUAUUUGUAAUUUUUCUUUACAUUAUCCCUCAUCACGUUCAAAGAUAAUUCGAAAUGGCAAAGUUCUUAUUGUGGCGUAAUAUACCAAGUUCAGUGGGAAAAUUUGUAAUGCGUGAAUGAUAAUGAUUUACUUUUUAGUUGUUUAAAAAACGUAGUUACGUCCGUGUUAUGAAUUUAUUAAUGUGUUGUGUUAUAAUAUGUUGUGAUCAGUGACUAUUGCAUGAUAAAUCUUCGGCAGAGCAUACCAUGGUAUUAUAGAUGUACAUGCAAGCACUAUCAAUCGACAAAUAUGUGGUGUGCAAAAAUUUCUAUUUCAGAGAUUAUGUUGAGAUUGUUAUUGACUAUUAAAUGGCCCCUUGAUCAAACCGGAGAAACUCGACGCAAUCACGCAGUUAAUCCGAGAGGUCAGAAAUUCCAUUUCACUGUAAUUUAUGAAGCAUACAAUAUUGUAAAUGUAAUGAUUAUUUUUAAAUUGGCAAGAAAAAAAAUUAUGUACAAACAUUAUAGAAUAUGUUGUGUUAAUUUGAAGCUGUUGAAUAAUGAAAAUCGUUUAAUUUU